CUGCAAGAUUGAUCGAAUUUCAACAUAUUAUUCUUGUAAUGACGGUGGAAGCGAACGAAGUAGAAGCGAACGAAGUAGUUGCUCAUACAAGUAAUGAGGAGGCACCUCCCGCGGUUCCCCAGCCUCCACCGCGGCGGCCCAGGGUGAGAGAAGUCAGCUCCAGGUUCAUGUCUCCGGUGUCAUCCUCCCACUCUUCAGGUGACCCCUCGAAAUCUAUACUUCACAAACAGCACCGUUCAGUCUCAUCGCAACGGCAGAGACAUCAAACGGAUACGGAGGCGGACGAGAACUUGCCCGCGCCUUGCGAGACUCCGCGACCCUCUGAAUUGCCGUCGAAAAAGAAGCAUCGUCAUUCGAGAACCUUUAUCGAUGGUAGCAAAUUGUUAGGGAGAAACACAAGUACUCCUUUGAGGCCUGAUACGCCCACUAUUGAAAGAACUGCUUCGUUACCACCAUCAACAACGAUGAGACUAAACCAACGAGGCGCAAACAUUUCAUCGACAGCCAAGGUCUCAGCCGCCGCUAAGCUGCUGCAUUCGAGUGGGAUCGCCUUAUCAUCAAAACCCAAUGCUUUGUUUUCCUCUCUGGAAUCCCCUGCUAUGUCCCGUAUAGAUUUGGUUUCUUCCAUGCCUGAUGCAGAUAAGUUACACUCCGAGUCUACUCGAUUGCAAGCGGAUCUAAACGCGAAUACCGACAGAGACUCGUCGAAACUCCCUCCUUUCCUUUUCUCCCGCUCUCUGAAUUCACCAUUAUCGACUUCAGAUAUUUCUCUGUUUCAUCAUCAUAAUGGACUAAUGAAGGGAAAAUCUGCUAAGAUAACCCCAUUUUCACUACCUCCUGUCCCUUCCCAUUCAAAGCCCGGGACCGAUGCAACAAGGGCGUCGAAGAAAGUUUCUCGUCAUCAAGAAGAUUUACAUUCCCUGAAACUGCUUUACAAUUGUUACUUGCAAUGGAGAUAUGCCAAUGCCAAGGCAGAAGCCUCCACUCAAAUUCAGAAAAGAGAGGCUGAGAGAAUGCUUUAUUCUCUUGAGGUGAAGAUAUCAGAGUUGUAUGAUUUUGUGAGAAUGAAACGCAUGGAGCUUCAACUUCUGCAAAGAAUGAAUACCUUAUCAAGAAUUCUUGAAGCUCAAAUGCCAUAUCUGGAAGAAUGGUCUGAUUUCCAAGGGGAUUAUUUGAAUUCAUUGUUCGAGACUAUUCAAUCAUUGUCGAACAUUUCGGUUCAACUUCCGAUCAGUGGGAAUGUCAAGGCAGAUGCAAGAGAGAUAGGGGAGGCAAUGACUUCUGCAAUGAAACUGAUGGAAAUGAUAGUUUGCCAUGUUCAAAGCUUUAUACCAAAGGCUGACGAAAUGGAAAGUUUAGUUUCAGAAUUAGCUAGAGUGGCAAUAAGAGAAAGAUCUGUUAUUGAAGAAUGUGGAGAUUUAUUACACAAGACAAACACCUACCAGGUUGAAGAAUGCAGUUUAAGAGGUCAGCUUAUUCAGUUGCAUGCAGUGGUUUCCUGCACCAAUUAACUCCAACAACAAGAAUAAAAACCAGGCAUUAUUUCAGUCGCUACACAAUCAAGACCGACUCGAAGAAUUCUUUUCUUCUUUUUGUAAUUUUUGGAUGUGAAAGUCUUCACUUUUCGUAAUAAAAUUCACAAAUGAUUCAUC
This is a messenger RNA of Hibiscus syriacus, 1652 nucleotides long. Its product is annotated as protein ENDOSPERM DEFECTIVE 1-like. Gene Ontology annotation, biological process: spindle assembly; centrosome cycle. The record is from RefSeq and is a predicted model, not a curated record. Gene Ontology annotation, cellular component: nuclear microtubule; centrosome; cytoplasm. Gene Ontology annotation, molecular function: microtubule binding. NCBI's taxonomy places the organism in Eukaryota, Viridiplantae, Streptophyta, Magnoliopsida, Malvales, Malvaceae. Bases 39 to 1511 code for a protein of 490 amino acids. The transcript is spliced from 6 exons.